Molecule: messenger RNA, 2022 nt
Organism: Schizophyllum commune H4-8
Lineage: Eukaryota; Fungi; Basidiomycota; Agaricomycetes; Agaricales; Schizophyllaceae
Exons: 9
Coding region: 1-2022 (673 amino acids)
Biological process (GO): regulation of DNA-templated transcription
Molecular function (GO): DNA binding
Source: RefSeq, a predicted model, not a curated record
AUGGACCACACAGAUACGAUAUCCCCACGACUCCGACCACCCAGUUCGCGCGCUGUCCAUCCUCCUUUGAGCGCCGCCUUGAGCCAGAAGACGCGUACUGUAAGGAAGGCUAGGAAAAACCUGACGCGUGAGGAGCGCGCUCAAAUUCGCUGGAUGAACGCGCGCGGCUUCAGCUACUCCAAAAUAGCCGACAUCCACGACAUCUCCGUCUCAACCGUGCGGAAUGCGGUCGAAAACGUCAUCUACAGUCGUCCUGACAACGCAUCGGAGGAUGACCAGUACCUUGACGCCGAGUUCCUUGCGAAAUAUCUGCCUGAAGUAGAAGCGUCCUCUGCAGCGACAGGCCCUUCGCAUGCAUCUGACCCAAAGGUGUCCACUGGAAAUGGCGCAUCCUCUGGAAGCGGCUUCGACGCGUCAUCCUUAGGGUCGGUCAAGAGCGUGAAAUUGACGCUUUCGGGCGAGGGCGCCAACAAUGGCAGCGGCGGACGCGCUUCCUUGGGAAGGAGUCCGCGUCGUGCGAAUCCCUAUACUAGGAGAUCCGUAUCUACGGGUGUCUCGCGCGGGGUCGGUCCUGAACCUCAGUCGAUCUCGGCCUCGGCGUCCGCGCCUAUGCCGAGGAACGGCCGGCUCGCCGAAGCAGACGCCAACGGACCGUCCUCGCAGCUGUCCAGAAUCACGACUAGCUUCAGCAUUCCCGACACGCAGUCUCCGGCCUCUCGUAGCCCAAGCAUGGCGGAUACAAUGGCAUCCUCGCCGCACGUCGCCAUGCCCUCCGAGCGGAGCGCAGGCUCACCUCCCAACGCAUCUCCAGCGCCGCGCGCUACGCCGAGACCGCUAGAUCCCGAGAAUGUUGUCUUCUUUCGCGACUUUCUGUCCAACCUCGACGUCGAUCUCACUCGGUUUCAAACCGACCUCAUCGCGAACAAUCUUGGAUGCGCGCGCCACGUUCUUCCCCUCCGUAGUUGGACGUCGCACGAGCUCUAUGACCUGCUCAAGGAGGCGAUCCCCGGCAUGUCGCCUCUCGAGCGCUACGUUCUCGUGCAGGGCAUGCGCGCGAUGGACGACAACGGGCGCAAGAAUCCCAGUACGAUCCGGCGGCUGAGAGAAGACCCCUCUGCGAACGCGCAGCUUCAAUCGCGCGUGGAUGCGAACCGCUUCCUGAACCUCAUCGGCUUCGGCUUCGAGACGCAGAACCUCGAUACGAUGUACAAGAUCAUCCUUAUCUCGAGCUGGCCCCCGGAGGUCAUCCACGCGUUCAUCGUCGAAGAUAUCCCGGAGAUCCCGCCUGUCUCUCGCUACGUGCUCGUGCACGGCCUGCGCACGCUGUGGACCCAUCUUCAAGAGGUUGGCGAGUGGACGGCGCCGAGCAACUCGGAGCUGCUUCCCGUGCGGACGCCGCCUCGCUAUCUUUCCACGUUUCUGGCCGCCCUGGACUACGACAUGUCGGAAUACGAGGGAUUCCUGGUGGAGCGCGGACUGGAUAGCCUGCACAUCAUCACUGCUGUCCGUCGGUGGCCUGCGGGCGACCUGCACGCGAUGUUGCGGGACGUCUACCCGGACCUCCCGGUCGUCAAGCGCUACGUUCUCGUGCACGGGAUCAGAGCGUGUAGGGACGACGGAGUCUACGAAAAGAGCGCACGCCGGGUGGCGCUCGAUGCCUCUCCCGAUGCGUGGGCGCGACCCGCCUUCGCUUUCCUGGCAUCUCUCGCGCAUGACCUUUCUGGGUACCUCGCUACGCUCGCGAAGGUCAACCUUGGCACGCUCGGCCAGCUCGCUGCAUUGUCAGACUGGGAUGGCGACGAAUUGCACGGGCUGCUGAAGGAGGCCGUUCCCGAACUUAGCGUCACGCAUCGCUUCAUUCUUGUGAAGGGCGUGAAGGGCAUACCUUUGAACGCGGUAUACAUUAUACCAAUACGAGAUGCAUCCUACGAAAAUGAAUCGGGGAUAUUCGGUCAAAUAAUACGCUGGCCAGCCAGUGCCGACUCAACUGACGGCCACCAUGUGGUGCACUUCAUACGAUGA